Molecule: messenger RNA, 859 nt
Organism: Capsicum annuum
Lineage: Eukaryota; Viridiplantae; Streptophyta; Magnoliopsida; Solanales; Solanaceae
Product: phytochrome B1-like
Exons: 1
Biological process (GO): detection of visible light; regulation of DNA-templated transcription
Source: RefSeq, a predicted model, not a curated record
AUGGCUUCUGGUUCUGGAGGUGGAAGUAAAGGUAAAGAGUCUCGUACUGAUAAGCCAAAAAAUCGAUCUCAAUUUUCAGGUACAAGUAGUAACAAUAAUAAUACUACUUCCAAUAAUGCGUCGAUAACAAUAAGCAAAGCAGUAGCGCAAUAUACUAUUGAUGCAAGACUACAUGCUGCAUUUGAACAGUCAGGUGAAUUCGGAAAAUCUUUUGAUUAUUCAGAAUCAGUUAGAAAUACUGAUGAACAUGUAACUGAACAUCAAAUUACAUCUUACUUAACGAAAAUACAACGAGGAGGACAUAUACAGCCUUUUGGAAGUACGUUAGCAGUUGAUGAAUGUAAGUUUUGCGUUAUUGCUUAUAGUGAAAAUGCUUGUGAUAUGCUAGGUGCGACGCAGACUGUUCCAAGUCUUGAAAGCAGCAAAUUUCUUACAGUUGGAACGGAUGUGAGGACGCUGUUUAGUCCUUCUAGUGCAGGUUUGCUUGAAGGUGCUUUUGGUGCUAGGGAGAUAACUUUGUUGAAUCCGAUAUGGGUUCAGUCUAAGAAUUCAGGGAAGUCAUUUUACGCGAUUUUGCAUAGGAUUGAUGUUGGAAUUGUUAUUGAUUUAGAGCCAGCUAGGACUGAGGAUCCUGCAUUGUCUAUUGCUGGAGCGGUGCAAUCACAGAAGCUAGCUGUGAGAGCUAUAUCACAAUUGCAAUCACUUCCUGGUGGUGAUAUUGAACUUUUGUGUGAUACGGUUGUUAAGAGUGUGAGGGAGUUAACGGGGUAUGAUCGAGUUAUGGUGUAUAAGUUUCAUGAAGAUGAGCAUGGGGAGGUAGUCGCGGAGAGUAAAAGGUCGGAUUUAGAGCCUUAUCUUG